Raphanus sativus (radish) is the source of this 1635-nucleotide messenger RNA. RefSeq lists its product as uncharacterized. The coding region runs from base 448 to 1485 and encodes 345 amino acids. The transcript is spliced from 2 exons. Lineage: Eukaryota; Viridiplantae; Streptophyta; Magnoliopsida; Brassicales; Brassicaceae. Gene Ontology annotation, molecular function: oxidoreductase activity. The record is from RefSeq and is a predicted model, not a curated record.
GAUUCUAUACUCUCCACCAUCUCUCACCUCUUCCUCCACUCCCUCGCUCUCUCCGCCUGGAAAACCACCGGCUCUUCCACCUGGCCUCUCCGCGUCAACCCCAGCAGCGGUAACUUGCACCCCACGGAAGCUUACCUCAUCUCCCCUCCCGUCCCUUCGCUCUCUUCCCUCCCUUUCGUCGCUCACUACGCUCCAAAGGAGCAUUCUUUGGAGGUCAGAGCCCACAUCCCUUCCACCUUCUUCCCUGAGCUCUUCCCGGAGAACUCUUUCCUCAUCGGUGUCACUUCCAUCUUCUGGCGUGAGGCUUGGAAGUACGGAGAACGUGCGUUUCGGUACUGUAACCACGACGUGGGUCACGCCAUCGCUGCUCUCUCUGUUGCAGCUGGAGAGCUGGGAUGGGAGUUGAAGCUUCUUGAUGGAUUAGGAAGUGAUGAUCUUGAAGUGCUGAUGUGUCUCACUAAAGGCAAGUUCUUAGAGAUUGAGUCUGAACAUCCUGAUUGCUUGCUUCUUGUUUUCCCCAAGGGAGAAGCUAGAGAUGUUGUUAACAUAGACUACAAAGGAAUAAGCUCUGCUAUUAGAGAAGGUUUCACUACUCUUGAGUGGAAAGGAUCUCCUAACGUCCUGAGUAAAGAGCAUUUGUGUUGGGACAUCAUCUACAAGACAGCUGAAGCAGUUAAGAAGCCUUCACUGAUCUCAAACUCAUCUUCAAUAGAUGCUUCUUCUUUUAGAGGGAGUGGUGUGUUUAGCAGCAAGAGUUUGUAUAAGGAGUUAACAGUGAGUCAAGUUGUGAGGAUGAGAAGAAGCGCGGUUGAUAUGGACGGUGUUACUUUCAUAGACAAGUCUGUGUUCUACCAGAUGUUGAUGCAUUGUCUUCCUUCUGGUUCCACUAAUGGAGAGCCGCAAAGAGAGCAGCUUGCAUUGCCCUUUCGAGCUCUUCCUUGGGACUGUGCUGAGGUUCAUCUUGCUCUGUUUGUGCACAGAGUUUCCGGUUUGCCCAAGGGUUUGUAUUUUCUAGUCAGAAACGAGGAUCAUCUCGGUGAUCUCAAGAGAGCUAUGAGGUCUGAGUUUGAGUGGAAGAGACCAGAUGGAUGUCCUGAUGAUCUUCCUCUGUACAUGCUUGCCGAGGGUGAUUGCCAAAGGCUGGCAAAAGGGCUAUCAUGUCAUCAGGACAUUGCAGGGGAUGGGUGUUUCAGCCUAGGGAUGGUGGCUCGGUUUGAAGCGGUGAUGAGGGAGAAGGGGUCAUGGAUGUACCCUCGGCUGUUUUGGGAGACGGGUGUUGUUGGGCAAGUUUUGUACCUGGAAGCACAUGCAAUGGGGAUCUCAGCAACUGGGAUAGGAUGUUAUUUUGAUGAUCCGGUUCACGAGGUUCUUGGGAUUAAGGACUCAAGCUUUCAGAGUCUGUAUCAUUUUACUGUGGGAGGUCCGGUUUUAGAUAAGCGGAUCAUGACUCUUCCUGCUUAUCCUGGUCCCACCAGUGAUGUCUAAGUCUUUGUUGAGUCUGUAAACAGAUCUUAUUUUAGUGAUUUAUAAGUGUAUUGAAAGAUACAACUUACUGGAUAAGAGAAUUUUGUAUUUCAGCACGAGAUUCUUUGCUUAGUGUGAUAUGAGAUAUGAGUAAACGUUUUAACAAGUUCA